This is a messenger RNA of Asparagus officinalis (garden asparagus), 2082 nucleotides long. RefSeq lists its product as uncharacterized. The transcript has a single exon. NCBI's taxonomy places the organism in Eukaryota, Viridiplantae, Streptophyta, Magnoliopsida, Asparagales, Asparagaceae. Gene Ontology annotation, molecular function: zinc ion binding; nucleic acid binding. The record is from RefSeq and is a predicted model, not a curated record. The annotation marks the transcript as partial.
CAUCAACCUGUACAUGAUCCGGACGCGCAAUACUUGAGGAGCAUUAAGGUAAGUGCACCAACCUUUGACGGUAAGCUCGAUCCACAAGCUUUCUUGGACUGGCUGAAGAACAUGGAUCGCUACUUUGAUUGGUACGCCCUAACGGAACCCCGAAAGGUCAAAUUCGCAGCUAUGAAACUCACCGGACCCGCCUGCCAGUAUUGGUCCAACCUCGAAACGCUAAGGCAUAUUAGAGGUGAGUUACCAAUUACAACUUGGCGAGAAAUGGCAGAUGAACUGAAACGAAAAUACCUCCCGCCAUCGUUUUAUCAUAGACUGUUAGACAAGUGGCAUCGUCUCACUCAAGGAACCAAGUCUGCGAAAGAAUAUGUUGCGCAAUUCGACGAAUUGUUUACUCGAUGCAGCACCAUUGAGCAAGAGGCACCAAUGAAGGUCCUGUCAAAGUUUAGAGCUGGAUUGAGAAAUGACCUCCAAGCUGAACUCUUUGCUAGAGGAAUAGACACCCUUGAGAAGGCUUACGCAUUAGUUCAAGAUUUAGAUGAAGCCAAAUCCCAUAGGAAUCAGGACUUUAGAACUUAUUCCUCUCAGUCUUCCCGUGCCACCACCUCUAGUCAGCCUCCGAGUCGAUCUAACCCUAGUUCUUCCCAGCCUAAAGUCGACCCCAAAGGCAAGGAGCCGGAGAGAGAUUUCUCGAAGAUCGGCCCUCACGUCAAGUGCUAUAAAUGCCAAGGGUAUGGACACGUUGUUGCGAACUGUCCGACCCGUCACAAGGUUGCUAUAAUCGAUGGACAAUACGAAUUUGAACCUGAGCUUGAUAGCGACGAGUUUAUCCAUCAAGUUGACGAUGAUACCGAUGAUUUCGAGGAUGAGGCAGAUGAUACUGUCUUAGGUUGUCUUAGGCAAAUCGAAACUCCUACUGUAUCAGUCGUCAGAUGCGCCACCUCUCAAUCCAAGGUUGUUGAUGAUUGGAGACGUACCUCCAUUUUCCAUACGUUCACAAAGAUUGGUGAUAAAAAUUGUAAAGUGAUCGUGGACAGUGGAAGCUGCAUUAACGCGGUCUCCUCAGCAGUAAUCGCUAAGCUUGGUCUUAAAGUUGUACCCCAUCCUAAUCCAUAUAAAGUAUCAUGGAUUAACGACACCGCACUCAAUGUCCAAGAGAGAUGUUUAGUCUCUCUCCAAUUUUCCAUUUAUAAGGACAAAGUUUGGUGUGAUGUUUUGAAAAUGGAUGUGGGUCAAGUUAUUCUUGGGCGACCCUGGCUAUUUGAUAACGACGUUCAUAUCUUCGGGCGAUCCAAUAUGCUAUUAUUCGAGCAUGACGGGAAGAAGGUCAAGAUCCUUCCGGUUCAACCGAAAGGUAAUGACAAGAAGCCCGAUCCAAACAAGUUUUCCCAAGGCGUUAAUCUAAUUGGAGCUAAAGAGAUUGAUCGUGAACUGUCCAAUGGAGCUCCCAUUUUCGCCCUCGCUGCUAGAGAAGCUCCUAAGGAUAUUGCUAAUACAGCUCCCCCAGAAAUCACUCCUGUGUUGGAAGAAUUCUCUGACGUCUUCCCUGAGGACCUCCCGGACCAGUUACCCCCGAUGCGUGAUAUUCAACACGCAAUUGAUUUAGUCCCGGGAGCAACCCUUCCUAAUUUGCCUCACUAUCGAAUGAACCCCAAUGAGCAUGCAGAGUUAAAGAGGCAAGUUGAUGAGCUGCUGAAGAAAGGCUUUGUGAAAGAAAGCAUGAGCCCUUGUGCGGUUCCCGCAUUAUUAACGCCCAAGAAGGAUGGUACAUGGCGUAUGUGUGUGGAUAGCCGUGCAAUCAACAAGAUCACGGUGAAAUAUCGUUUCCCCAUUCCCCGGUUGGAUGACAUGCUUGACUUAAUGUCUGGAGCCACCAUCUUCUCUAAGAUUGAUCUUAAGAGUGGCUACCAUCAGAUUCGCAUCCGUCCUGGUGACGAAUGGAAGACCGCUUUCAAGACGAAAGACGGAUUGUAUGAGUGGAUGGUCAUGUCCUUUGGCUUGACUAACGCUCCGAGCACUUUUAUGAGAGUGGACUCAAGUACUCCGCCCCUUCACAGGAAAAUUCUUGGUGGUGUACUUUGA